ACUUUCCUUCCUUUUUAAAAAGGACUCUAACUUCCUCGGUGCGUGCAGACCUGGAAAAGGUAGCAAGCAGGACGGUGCAGUCCGGGAUCUCUUGGGUAAGAAAUGGCUCCUAAAACCAUCAAACACGCGUUGAAGGACACACUGGAAGACCUGUCACAGCAGAACUUUAGAAAGUUCUGCAGCCACCUUCUAGACCGCAGAGAGGAGCCUCGGGUCAAACUCAACAGGGUGGAGGGAAAAGACUUUCUGGAUGUCACAGACGUCCUGGUUUCAACUUUUACCGAGACCAGAGCUCUUCUGGUGGCCGUGGAGCUAUUGAAACAGAUUGGCUGCACCGAAGAAGCAACCAGACUCGUUAAAGAAACUGGACAACCCUCAAAGCCUGAUUCCAGUGACACUGCAAAACCCUCCUCUGGAGCAGCUGGUGGAAGUACAAUGGCAGGAGCUGGGAGUACAGAGAAGCACUUCGUGGACAAACAUAAACUUGAGCUGAUCCAGAGAGUGGGCAACAUUGCACCCAUUUUGGAUGAGCUCUUAGACGAUGAGGUCAUCCAACAAGAACUAUAUGAUAAAAUCAGCGUUAUUCCUAUCACUCAGGACAAGAUGAGGGCGCUUUACUCAACUUGCCUGAAAGCUAGCAACAAAUGUAAAGACAUCUUCUAUGCAAGCCUUCAGAAGAAUGAGCGGUAUCUCAUUGAAGACCUCCAGGGAAAGGAGUAAAUGUCAUGAUGAAAUCCAUUUUUAGACCAAACAUGAAUUUUCCACCUGAACACAAAAUCAGUUUUAUAUAUCAGUGGUGAAUGUUGAUGCUUUGUCUCUGUGGGUGUUUUCUAUUUGGGUUUUUUAAUGUUUAACAGAACUGUUGAUCUAAAUGUUUUGCUUAAAUUAAGUGAAAAUUGUAUGGUGUUCAGUGCCUUCCCUGUCCUGAUCAGCGAGGCUCAUUUAAUCACUUGAUUUUUAACAAAACUCUCAUCAUGAGAUUUUAUUGUCAGGUUUUAACAAAUGUAAACAGUGAAAUUGAAUUUGCAGAAUUAUUAGCCCUAAAGUUUGCAUGUAAAUCAGGUUUCAAAUUUUCAUUUAUGUCAAACAUGCUAAAAGAUUCUUUUUUAAAUAAAUCACUUUAAUUCUGUGCAGUAAGAAUCUGUUGUUGGGGCUUCAUUCAAGAUGUUUUCUAUUUUGAAAUAUAUAAUAAAAUUUCAUGAUUUCUGUU
Messenger RNA from Lates calcarifer (barramundi perch), 1210 nucleotides. It is a transcript of the gene pycard, whose product is annotated as PYD and CARD domain containing. The transcript is spliced from 4 exons. The record is from RefSeq and is a predicted model, not a curated record. NCBI's taxonomy places the organism in Eukaryota, Metazoa, Chordata, Actinopteri, Centropomidae. Bases 103 to 720 code for a protein of 205 amino acids. Gene Ontology annotation, biological process: innate immune response; regulation of apoptotic process; inflammatory response.